AUGGCAGAUUUCGAAGGAGCCUAUCAACUCGUUCACUCACAAUUGCAAGCUCUUGAUAAGAAUUUGUUUUAUCAUAAUAUUGGACAUACAUUUGAAGAUGUUCUUCCGACUGCAAUCAUGUUGGCGAAAGAGGAAGGUCUGAAUGAAGACGACAUAUUGCUAGUAAAAACCGCAGCUCUAUUCCAUGACACUGGUUAUCUCGAUCAGUAUCCCAAGAAUGAACCUAAAGGUUGUGAAAGAGUUCGUCAAUACUUGCCUCAAUUUGGAUACUCGGAAGAUCAAAUUGAAAAAAUUUGUAAAUGCAUCAUGGCCACUAUGGUUCCUCAAAAUCCAGGUGACUGUCGCUUGUGUCAAAUUUUGUGUGAUGCAGAUUUGGGUCAUUUAGGAACGGAUCUUUAUUUCUUAAAAUCGGAAUGUCUCAGACUUGAAUUGGAAAGAGUUCACAAAAAGCCAAUCACACCUCGAGAUUGGCACAUUUCCAAUUUGGACUUUCUUCAAAAACAUCACUACUUUACCAAUGCUGCUAAGAAAAUCAUGCAACCUGUGAAGGAACAAAAUUACAAGCUCAAUGAAUGUUUGGUGUAUGGUCAUUCAAAUAAUAAUAAAUAA
Messenger RNA from Naegleria lovaniensis, 609 nucleotides. RefSeq lists its product as uncharacterized. Bases 1 to 609 code for a protein of 202 amino acids. Lineage: Eukaryota; Heterolobosea; Eutetramitea; Acrasida; Naegleriidae. The record is from RefSeq and is a predicted model, not a curated record. The transcript is spliced from 2 exons.